Molecule: messenger RNA, 1388 nt
Organism: Jaculus jaculus (lesser Egyptian jerboa)
Lineage: Eukaryota; Metazoa; Chordata; Mammalia; Rodentia; Dipodidae
Gene: Bnipl
Product: BCL2 interacting protein like
Exons: 10
Coding region: 136-1206 (356 amino acids)
Biological process (GO): apoptotic process
Cellular component (GO): cytoplasm
Source: RefSeq, a predicted model, not a curated record
UCCCUUCCACACCUCCUGCCUUCUUAGAGGCCAGAGCACAGGGGCAGAGAGAGACAAAGAGUGAGAAAGAGUUAAGGGUUGGGGCUACAUCUCCCCAGCCACUCUGUUUAAAGAGGGCCAGGAAGGCCAGGGACGAUGGGAACCAUGCAGGAGGCAGAAAAAAAGCCAGCAGAUGUGGGCCCCUCACGAUCAUCUGUUCCUCUGGGGACUGUCAGGAUCGGGGAGAAGGCCGAAGCAGCUGAAACAGGAGCAGCCCUGAGGCUUGGAGAACUGGAGUUGAAGGAAGAAUGGCAAGAUGAAGAAUUCCCUAGAUUGCUUCCUGAGGAGGUUGGCUCUUCUAGAGAUCUCGAAGACCCUCAUAGACUUUCACAGAAAGACACCCCGCGCACUUUAGCCCUUUGUGGCCAGCGUCCGAUGCGCAAGCGCCUCUCCGCCCCAGACGGGACCUCCUCCACCCUCUCCUCGUCCUCCUCCUCCGGCGGCAGCCUGGACCUGGAGAUAGACGAGCUGGAGACACCUUCGGACUCGGAGCAGCUGGACAGCGGACACGAAUUUGAAUGGGAAGAUGACCUGCCCCAGGCAGAAAGCUUGGGGGCCAGUGAGGCAGCCAAAAGGCUAGGCCCGGGCUGUAUGUGGGAUGUAGCUGGAGAAGAUGGUCAUCGCUGGAGAGUGUUCCGAACAGGACAGCGGGAGCAGCGAGUGGACAUGACCAUCAUUGAACCCUAUAAGAAAGUCCUAUCUCAUGGAGGUUACCAUGGUGAUGGCCUCAAUGCUGUCAUUCUCUUUGCUUCCUGUUACCUACCCCGAAGCAGUGUCCCCAACUACACCUAUGUCAUGGAGCAUUUGUUUAGGUAUAUCGUGGGAACCUUGGAAUUGCUGGUGGCUGAAAACUAUCUUCUUGUUCACUUGAGCGGAGGCACAAGCAGGGCCCAAGUUCCACCUCUGGGCUGGAUUCGCCAGUGUUACCUUACCCUGGAUCGGAGGCUCCGGAAAAACUUACGAGCCCUGGUGGUCGUUCACGCGACGUGGUAUGUGAAGGCCUUUCUGGCACUGCUUCGGCCCUUCAUCAGUUCCAAGUUCACACGAAAGAUCCGUUUCCUGGACAGCCUGGGGGAGCUGGCCCAGCUCAUCUCCUUAGAUCAAGUCCACAUCCCUGAAACCGUCCGACAGUUGGACCAGGAUCUCCAUGGCUCAAGAGGCACCUAACGCUAAGACUGGACAAAGGACCUUAGGACCAGGAAAAGAUAACGGUCAUCUGCCUGGACCCUGGCCUGAGACAUCUGAGCUGUUCUAGAAACCACCUCCCGCCUUCCAGCUGGUAUCACCAGCUCUCCUCCUCUGCCUCCCUCCACGAAACUGGACUUCAGCGGGGCUUUGAAGUACGGAAC